Molecule: messenger RNA, 3317 nt
Organism: Drosophila hydei
Lineage: Eukaryota; Metazoa; Arthropoda; Insecta; Diptera; Drosophilidae
Gene: spas
Product: spastin
Exons: 6
Coding region: 330-2609 (759 amino acids)
Cellular component (GO): microtubule cytoskeleton
Molecular function (GO): ATP binding; microtubule severing ATPase activity; ATP hydrolysis activity
Source: RefSeq, a predicted model, not a curated record
ACGUCAACGGAGACGGAGAAAAUUUGUUUUGUGAGUUGGAAACGGCACAAAAAAAACGGCGCUCAAUAAAUGUACAUAUAGAAAAAUGAGAAACGACAAUUAACAACAAAUAGCGCGCGUCGUGUUCCGUUUCAGUUUAUUUGUUUUCAGUCCAUUAUUUAAUCGUGUACUCUUUUUGGUUUGCUGUCUUUGUGUCUGAGCUGCAAGACAGAGAGGGGCAGAACUUCGCUUCUCUGUUAGUGAGGGUGGAGGUGGAGGUGGAGGGUGUUGCUUGUUUGUGAAAAGAGACUCGAAUAGAAAAGCAGUGCUGCGGCGCGGAAUCAAUAUCGAUGGUACGCACCAAAAACCAAUCGUCCUCAUCCAGCGCUAGCAGCAGCACCAAAUCGCCGGUCAAGAUCAGCGGAGGCGGAAGCAGCGGCACAAAUCGCAGUCGUAGCUGCAGUGAAGCAUUAAUCGAUGACGGCAAAACUAGUUCGAAACUGUCGUCAAAUCGUCAACGCACUACAAUAACAACAACUACAGCUACAACUCCUGGCAGUUCACCAGACGACGACACCACCGAUGCGGAUUUAACACCAACCAGUGGAAUCGGGCCAAGAGGCGGCACUUCAGUACAUAAGCAAAAUCUCUACGUUGUUUCAUUUCCCAUUAUAUUUCUGUUCAACGUAUUGCGCUCUCUGAUAUAUCAGCUGUUCUGUAUUUUUCGCUAUUUGUACGGAGCGAGCACAAAGGUGAUCUAUCGUAGUCCGCAUCGACGCGACUGCAACAUCGAGAUCGUUGUCCAGAACUCUAAGGAGCAGCAGGCCAUUAUUUGUCCACUGGAGCGGAAUAACGACGGCAUUGAACAGGCUCAGGCACUGCCACAAAGACAACGCGCUUUGCUCCCACUGGAAAUGGCAUCCAAUCGGGUAGGAAGCGGUGGCUACUCCCCUGGCCCCGGUGAUCCGCUGCUGGCCAAGCAGAAACAUCACCAUCGACGAGCAUUCGAGUACAUUUCCAAAGCGCUCAAAAUCGACGAGGAGAACGAAGGCCACAAGGAGCUGGCCAUUGAGCUGUAUCGCAAGGGCAUCAAGGAGCUGGAGGAUGGCAUUGCUGUUGACUGCUGGAGUGGACGCGGGGAUGUUUGGGAUCGCGCCCAGCGCUUGCAUGAGAAAAUGCAAACCAAUCUCUCCAUGGCCCGUGAUCGUCUGCACUUUCUCGCUUUGCGUGAGGAAGAUUUGCAAAUGCAACGUUUGUCCCUGGUGGAACCGCCAAAGAAGCAGAUCACAUCAAAAUUCAAACAACCCAUGCUCGUGGGUCAAACGAACAGCAAAGCAGGUGUUGAGCCACCAAAAAUAACAAUGCGCAGCAGCGGCUAUGGACCCAAAACCGUCGGCGUCGGCGUCAGUGGGGUCAGCGCAAGCUCGUCGAAAGCAUUGCUAGCGGCGUCUGGACGCAAAUUGACCAUUGGCAACAAACGACCCGGCAAUCUGCCCGUUGUUAACAAGUCACAAACGCUGCCACGCAAUCUUGGAUCGAAGACAACCUCAACAUCUGUAGGCGUCGCUUUACAGCGUCAGCCAGGAAAAACGGCAGCGACUCCACCGGCUGUGCGCCGCCAAUUUUCUUCUGGUCGUAAUACGCCACCGCAGCGCUCGCGUACUCCCAUUAAUAACAAUGCAGCCAGCGGCAAUGGCAGCGGCGCUAGCACACCUAUGAUAAGUGUAAAAGGUGUGGAACAGAAACUGGUGCAGCUGAUACUCGAUGAAAUAGUUGAGGGUGGCGCCAAAGUAGAGUGGACCGAUAUUGCUGGCCAGGAUGUGGCUAAGCAGGCGCUGCAGGAGAUGGUCAUUUUGCCAUCCGUCCGUCCCGAGCUCUUUACAGGCCUGCGCGCACCUGCCAAGGGUCUGCUGCUGUUCGGACCACCAGGCAAUGGCAAAACAUUAUUGGCACGCGCCGUUGCCACCGAGUGCAGUGCCACAUUCCUAAACAUCUCGGCUGCCUCGCUGACCAGCAAGUAUGUGGGCGAUGGUGAGAAAUUGGUGCGCGCCCUUUUCGCGGUGGCUCGCCACAUGCAGCCGUCGAUAAUAUUUAUUGAUGAGGUUGACUCAUUGCUUUCGGAGCGCAGCAGUAGCGAGCAUGAAGCGUCGCGUCGCCUUAAAACUGAAUUCCUGGUUGAAUUCGAUGGGCUACCGGGGAAUCCAGAUGGAGACCGCAUUGUUGUGCUGGCUGCUACCAAUCGACCGCAAGAGCUGGACGAGGCUGCCCUGCGUCGGUUUACCAAGCGUGUUUAUGUAUCAUUGCCCGAUGUACAGACACGAGAACUCCUUUUAACUCGUCUGCUCCAGAAGCAGGGUAGUCCGCUGGAUACAGAAGCUCUAGGACGCUUGGCGAAAAUAACCGAUGGUUAUUCGGGCUCGGAUUUAACUGCGCUGGCCAAGGAUGCCGCAUUGGAGCCCAUACGAGAACUAAAUGUGGAGCAGGUCAAGUGUCUAGAUAUAAGCGCUAUGCGCCCAAUCACCGAGAAGGAUUUCCAUAAUUCGCUGAAGCGAAUACGUCGUUCAGUGGCUCCACAAAGUCUCAACUCAUAUGAGAAAUGGUCGCAGGAUUAUGGCGACAUUACCAUUUAGUUUGGUCGCAUUUUGUAUUGUAAUUUCUUUUACGUUUCCAAUUGUUUGUUUUUUUUUUUUUUUGGUGAAACCCACCCAAAUGCAGAUAAGCCCAGCGGGCAGUCCAAAGCUAAGCACAAUACCAGAAACUAGGACACAACGCCCACUUGUCCACGUCCAUGGCCAAUUAGCCACACAGCUUUAGAUGCCGACGCAAAUGUUUGUGAUGUGAGUGAUGGAAUUUACAUUUUGUUGUUCAUGCUGUGUUGCACUUGCAACAUGCAGUAUGCAGCCACAUUAGUUUUCAUCAUUGACUCGUAUUUUUAAUAUUUUUCAAGAGCGUUUCAUUAAGAGUUCAACUUUUAUCUUCUUGGUAGUCUUUAAUUGUUUUCACAAGUUUUGUUGAUUUAUGUAUGAAUACGAAAAUGAAGUUGCAAAUCAUUUCUUUAAUUUUGUCUCAUACAAUUUGCGUGUGUUUAGGAUAUAUGCUUAAGAAUAUUGUACGAAUUUUCAAUCUAAGUUUUCUUUUAUUAAUGCUAUGUUAAAACACGGUGCCGAGAUCAUAGUCCAUACGAACAUUAAUAAUAAGCGAUACUGUGAAGAACAUAUUGCAAACUAUAAUUAUUUAUCUCAUUCAAGAUUUGUCUACAAGGAAUUUAUUAUAAAUUAAGUAAACAGUUGUAAAAUGUAUAAUUUUCCUUUACUUUUCAAUUAUUUAAUACUACUUUU